Molecule: messenger RNA, 1125 nt
Organism: Ficedula albicollis (Collared flycatcher)
Lineage: Eukaryota; Metazoa; Chordata; Aves; Passeriformes; Muscicapidae
Gene: SNORC
Product: chromosome 9 open reading frame, human C2orf82
Exons: 5
Coding region: 613-1125 (170 amino acids)
Biological process (GO): cartilage development
Cellular component (GO): cell periphery
Source: RefSeq, a predicted model, not a curated record
ACGAGUAGAGAAGAUGUACUGUUCUUAAUACUGAAAUGCCCUGGUUUCUGUGUUAAGUUAGUAUGAAGGCAAGGUGGUGGCAUGUGCAGAUUGUGUGCUCAGGUGACUGCCUUGUCACCUGUGACAAACAGGGCCCUUUUCUGUAGCAAGAGUCAUUUGGAUCAGUAGGGAUGGAGGAAAUAGGUGCUCCAAAAAAGCAAAGCGAUUGCUGCAGAAAAAUCUGAAUUUAAGAAAAAACUACUUGUGUCAUAUUUUCAGAGCAUAAAGAACUGAAAUUGGGAGUGUUUAUGUAUUCAUUACAUGAUGGGAAACCAUGAAGUGUUCAUCACAUCGGCUCCAAAGUGCUAAUGAAAUUUCUUCUGUGACAAUCAGCUGGACUGCUCCCCUUUUAUACACCUCAUCCUUUCCCUGUUCUUUGUCACUGCAAAUGUGAUUUGAAAAAAAUCUGGGUUUUCUGUGCUGUGAACUGUCAUGAGCCCCCAAGGCGGGCAGAGGCUGGCAGGGUGAGGUGGUGCCUGAGCAGUUGAGAUCUGAGGAGGAUGCUGGCAUUGCCUGGCAAAGGCAACUCUCCUGGAACACUUGGAGACUUUGACAGCAGUUCUGAGACCACCCAUGGCUCCCAGGCCAGCUCUAGUUUCAAGGAUUCCUGCUGAUGCUUUUCUUGAGGGAAGCCAUGCCCUACCACAGAGUCCUUCGCCUGGUCCUGCUGACGCUGUGCAGCAUCCUGGUCCCUGCUGUGCUGGCAGUGGAACAUUAAUCAUUUUAGCACAGUUUCAGCUUGUGCUUUGCUCUUGCUCUCAGAAGCACUGGCCAUGCUCUUCCCCCAUACCAGAGUACCCGCAGGGCUCAGUGCCCACCCUCUGGAACGAGCCGCCCGAGGUGCCCUCCGGAAGUGGUCCCUUCGAUGCUGCCACCACCACCGCCCGCCCGUCGGAUGCCACUGCCUUCCCCCCGUACACCUCCGAGCUGGAGCCCGAGGACACCACCCACCUGCACCGGCUGGAUGCCGGGGACGGCUCACUGGGGCCUGGAGCUAUUGGUGCCAUUGUCAUCGCCUCCCUCCUGGGUACAUCCGUGCUUGUAGCCUUGGUCAUCAUCACACUGAGAAAGUUCUCGGCUUCCUGA